AUGACCGCUAGACCGCUUCCUCCGUUCCUGCCAGAUGGCGCAGACUCCUUCCGAGCCCACGCCCCCGAGCAUCUCGACGACUGGUUCGAGUACUUCAAAAGUGUCUACACCUACGCCGAGGAAGCCCAGAACCGUAUCUCUCACCUCGAGGACCAGCUCCAAGCCGACCAAGAGAAAAUCCAGGAUCGAGAGCAUACCCUCCAGCGGAUCGCUAAAGAGCGCGACGCUGUACAAAUCCAACUCGAAUAUGUUGAGCAACAGACCAAGAGAACCUUGAAAGAGAAAGAUGACGCCCUCUUUGAAGCCCGCCUGGCCGAACGGCGUGCCCUCGACGCCGCCCGCCCUACCGUACCUAUGCCCCGCGAGACCCCGAGACUAGCAUACCAGCUGAGCUUCUUACAGCGGCUCCUUCUUACCGAACGACUACCCGACCCUGACAAGUUUGAAGGUGACCGAACCGACUUGCGCCGUUUCGUCUCCCAGAUACACUCCAAACUAAAAGCCAACUAUGACCGAUUCCCGACACGCCUUGCCCGAAUGUCUUAUGUAACUGGCCGACUCAAGGGACGAGCUUAUGCUCAGGAUAUUAUCAACUUACUAGAACGCGCCUUUGGAGACCCGAACCGUAUUAAUAAUGCCCGUGCCGAACUGUUCCGCCUCCGUCAAGCCCACAAAGAUUUCAGUACCUUCUUCGCCGAAUUCCAACGCCUUGCACUAGAGGGAGAAAUGUCGGAAGAAGCCCUCCCCACCCUACUAGAGCAAGCCGUCUCCCGAGAACUACGCGGGAUCCGCCUUUUACAAGACCUAGAAAACCGACGACGCCGUUUUGCAACCGAACUACAGCCAGCCCCCGGAGGACUAAUGCUCCUCCGAAGGAGUACCCCUGACGCCCAGGAAGAAGUCCCUGUCGCCCCUGAAGGGGAAGAAGCCCCCUGGAGAACCGCCAACCAGCCGAAGACCCCAUGGACAUAA
Molecule: messenger RNA, 972 nt
Organism: Fusarium poae
Lineage: Eukaryota; Fungi; Ascomycota; Sordariomycetes; Hypocreales; Nectriaceae
Exons: 4
Coding region: 1-972 (323 amino acids)
Source: RefSeq, a predicted model, not a curated record